GGGCAGUUGGCAGGACAGUUGGUUAGAGAGAAGGGAAAACAGCAGGAUGAUUUGGGAACCAAAUGCUGAUCUGGAUCACUCCCAUUUAACUUCUGAGCACUCUCUGCAUCUGAUUCUGGUGGUGAAAUAUGCCAAUGACUGCUUUUACUGAAGGAGAGGAGCAGGCUGGCAGUUUGAAGAAUUGAGGCUCAAGUGCAGCUUCGCUCUUCCUCAAAAGAAGCCCGCUGGUUUCGGUCUGGCCCGCGGAUGACGCUGCCUGUCUGCACCGACGGAGGGGUUAAAUCUACAUUUGUUCUGGGAAGCCAUCAGUCUUGCCACUUUGUUUGGUGUCAUGGUUGCUUGCACAUAUUUAGAUAGUAUCUGUCAGAAUACCUACUGAAUAUGGCCCUGAUGGAGACCAGUGCCACCUGAGAGGCACUUUCUUCUCAACCAGAAUCUCACUAAUAACAGAAGACUGAGAGUGGUAUAUCAGUCACUAUGUACAUUGGUUUUGCACUCUGAAGUAAACAUGAUGAAAACAGAGUCUUCAGGAGAAAGGUCAACCCUCCGAAGUGCCUCUCCUCACAGGAAUGCUUACAGAACUGAGUUCCAGGCACUAAAAAGCACCUUUGACAAACCUAAAUCAGAUGGAGACCAAAAAACAAAAGAUGAAGGCGAGGCCUCUCAGCAGAGCAGGGGGAGGAAAUAUGGCUCAAACGUCAACAGGAUUAAAAACUUAUUUAUGCAGAUGGGCAUGGAGCCCAGUGAGAGCACUGGAGUUACCCCUAAAACCAGAGGGAAAAGUGGUCCCCUGUCUCCUCAAAGAAGAAUUAGGCCCAAAGAAUUUGUGGAGAAGGCAGAUGGCUCAGUUGUAAAACUAGAGUCUUCAGUUUCAGAAAGGAUUAGUAGAUUUGAUACUGUGCACGAUGGUCCUUCCUAUUCCAAGUUUACUGAAACUCGAAAGAUGUUUGAGCGAAAUGUUCAUGAAAUGGGACAUUCCAAUCGCUAUUCCCCAAAGAAAGAGCGAGUAGUUUCCAAUGAACUCCAAGAUGAGUGGUGUAGCUCUAAGUCUAAUAGAGGCAGUACUGAUUCAUUGGACAGUCUUAGCUCAAGGACAGAGACCGUCUCUCCAACAGUGAGUCAGCUCAGUGCAGUGUUUGAAAACACUGAUUCACAUACUGUAAUCGUUUUAGAAAAGUCAGAAAACAAUGAAGAAUACUCUGUAACUGGUCACUACCCACUAAACCUGUCGUCUACUGUUGCAAAUCUGUCCUCCACUGUUGCCAACCUUGAUGGAUUCAGUCCCUUAAAAGAUGCUAAUGCCUGGUCUUCACCAGCCAAACAAACUACAAGUUCAGUAUCUGCUGAGAUCAUUCAGCAAAACAGUACGUCUUCAACAAUAAGAGAAGAAGCUUCUAAUAGCACUUUGCCAGCAUCAAAAGCAAAUGAAGAAAUAAGGAAGAAUAAGGAAGCAAGUUAUGAUCCUGUUGAUGUUUGUGCAGCAACUAAACAAGAAUUGGCCAGCAUUAACAGCGAAAAGCGUGAAGAAUCCUGUACCAGGACUAAGGAAAAAAUAGAUACAGAAGUUUCUUUACAACAAAAAGAACAUUCACAAAAUGCAGAGAGCGCCUGUGUUGGCACUGGAGCUGCAGAGAUACCAAGAAACUUGGUAGCAGGUGGUGAUUUUGCAGCAGAUGUAGCUUCAGAUGCUACUGAAUCCCACUAUGAUGAUGCCAGUGGAAAGGAAGUCCAGGAAGACUUGAAUAACUUUCAGAGUUCACAUGUAUAUAUGCACUCUGACUAUAAUGUCUACAGGGUGCGAUCAAGGUAUAAUUCUGACUGGGGAGAGACAGGAACAGAACAGGAUGAUCAAGACGACAGUGAUGAAAACAACUAUUAUGAACCUGAUAUGGAAUAUGCUGAAGUUAUUGGAUUGCCAGCUGAAGAUGAAAUCCCAGCAAACAGAAAAAUUAAGUUUAGCAGUGCUCCAAUUAAGGUUUUCAACACAUACUCCAAUGAAGACUAUGACCGGAGAAAUGAUGAAGUUGACCCAGUGGCUGCAUCAGCUGAAUAUGAACUUGAAAAGCGCGUGGAAAAACUGGAGCUUUUUCCAGUGGAACUAGAAAAAGAUGAAGAUGGACUUGGCAUCAGUAUUAUUGGAAUGGGAGUUGGAGCAGAUGCAGGCCUUGAAAAACUGGGAAUAUUUGUGAAAACAGUAACAGAAGGUGGGGCAGCCGAAAGAGAUGGCAGGAUCCAAGUAAAUGACCAAAUUGUAGAAGUGGAUGGAAUCAGUCUGGUUGGCGUUACACAAAAUUUUGCUGCAACAGUUCUCAGAAACACCAAAGGAAAUGUCAGGUUUGUAAUUGGACGAGAAAAGCCAGGACAAGUGAGUGAGGUUGCUCAGUUGAUUAGCCAGACCCUAGAACAAGAGCGUCGCCAGAGAGAGCUCCUGGAACAGCAUUAUGCACAGUAUGAUGCAGAUGAUGAUGAGACAGGAGAAUAUGCUACGGAUGAAGAAGACGAUGACAUGGGACCUAUCGUUCCAGGAGCUGACAUGGCCAUUGAAGUGUUUGAUCUUCCUGAGAAUGACGACAUGUUUUCCCCAACCGAGCUGGACACCACUAAGCUUGCUCACAAAUUCAAAGAGGGUGAAGAUGGAAGGGGUGAGAGCAGCCGGAGCCUCAUGGGGGAGUUGCAAAUCAAACAUGCAGUUACAGAGGCUGAGAUUCAAAAGCUGAAGACAAAGCUACAGGCUGCAGAGAAUGAGAAAGUGAGGUGGGAACGGGAGAAGACCCAGCUCCAACAGAACAUUGAGGAGAAUAAGGAAAGGAUGAUGAAACUAGAGAGCUACUGGAUUGAGGCCCAAACCCUGUGUCACACUGUGAAUGAACACCUCAAAGAGACUCAAAGCCAGUAUCAGGCUUUGGAGAAGAAAUAUAACAAAGCAAAGAAAUUGAUCAAGGACUUUCAGCAAAAAGAACUUGACUUCAUCAAACGCCAGGAAGCUGAGCGAAAAAAAAUAGAAGAACUGGAGAAAGCGCACCUUGCAGAGGUUCAAGGCUUACAAGCUCGCAUUAGAGACUUGGAAGCUGAAGUUUUCAGGCUGUUGAAGCAAAAUGGGAGCCAGGUUAACAAUAACAACAACAUUUUUGAAAGGCAAACGUCUUUUGGAGAAGUUUCCAGAGGAGAUCCAGUGGAGAGCCUAGACGUAGAGCAAGUGUCUUGCCUGGAUGGCUUAAGUCAAGAAGGAGCUGUUAAGGGUGGAGAUCCCGAUGAUGUCUUUGAUUUCAAUGAAGCAGUCCCAGAAACAGAGAGGCUGGACUCCAAAGCACUGAAAACUCGAGCCCAGCUUUCAGUAAGGAACAAACGGCAGAGACCUACUAGAACAAGGCUCUAUGACAGUAUCAGUUCAACUGAUGGAGAGGACAGCCUUGAACGAAAGCCUUCAGACAGUUACAGUAGUCUCAUGCACAUUUCAAAAUCACCUCUGCCCAUAUGUGUGAGAGCAUCCUCACCAGCAUCAGAUUCUGGUGCUUCCUCCCUCUCCCCAGUGGCUAGCAGUGCAGCCUUCUCAUUUGACAACGUAGCUGAAAACCAAGAAGGAGGACAGCAGCACAAAGGAGGUGUGCUUUCCCAUUAUGUUCGGGGAGACACUCCACUUUCCUCUCCUUCAAAAUCCAGUCACAGUUCUGAAACAUCUCCUUUGCAUCACCCAACCAACAGGAAUGUUUUACAAGACGAAGAUAUCCUAGGUGGUCACACAGGUCCCCAAUCAUCAAGAGCAACCAGCCCUACUAUGGGGCAGGCAGAAAAAAUAAAGCGAAAGCUUGUGGAUCUUGGGGCUCCCUUGAGAAGGAGUUCCCACAAGGGCAAGAAAUGGAAAGAGAGAGAAGUCAUUAGGGUGGCCUGUGGCACCAGGACCACUAGAGAGAUGCUGGAGAGCUCAGCAAGCAAUGCAUCUAUGUCAGAGCGAUCCUCCUCUCUCCCCUAUAGCAUACCAUUCACAUGGUAUGGAGAGAGUGGCAGGGGAUCCAAUUCUUCCAGCAACCUGCCUUCAUCUAGCAGCUCAACUGAACCAUCCUCUGAAAAUCUAAGUCCAGCUAAAAAAGAGUCCAAGAAUUUCACAUUCACUGAUGACUUCAGUCCCAGCAGCACAAGCUCAGCUGAUCUGAGUGGUUUAGGAGCAGAACCGAAAACCCCUGGUUUCUCUCAUUCCUUAGCAUUAUCAUCAGAUGAGAUCCUUGAUGAUGGACAGUCUCCUAAACACAGUCAGUGUCAGAAUCGUGCUGUCCAGGAAUGGAGCAUACAGCAAGUUUCCCACUGGUUAAUGAGCCUCAACUUUGAACAGUAUGUUUCUGAAUUCACCGCCCAAAACAUUAAUGGAGAGCAUCUCCUUCAGCUGGAUGGGAGUAAGCUUAAGGCCCUUGGUAUGACAUCUUCCCAGGACAGAGCAAUCAUUAAAAAAAAGCUAAAGGAAAUGAAAGUGUCCAUCGAGAGAGCUCGAAAAGCUCAAGAAAAAAUGGAAAAGCAAAGGGAAAAGCUUAGGAAGAAAGAACAAGAGCAGCUUCAAAGGAAGUCAAAGAAACUAGACAAGUCUUCAUCAGAUGCAACAGAGGGCGCUAAUGAGCAAUGAUGAGCCAGAACUACUACUAUGUUAGUUAAUGUGGAGAUGCUUCAGGCAAAGAAACUCAAGUUGUCUACAGUACCCCUCCCAUUUUCUUGUGGUCAUUACACAGGAAUAUGUACACAAAUAUGAUGCUAUAAAUCGAAUGAAUAGGGAAGUUUAUAUUGUUUGGCUACAUUUUCCUGCAGUUACAAUACACACUCUUAUUUUUGAUCUGCUGAACAAUCCAAAACCAUUAUUUUAUUUUAUUUGUUAUUGUUGUUAUUUGCAGGCCAAGUAUCCUAUUUUGGAGAAACAUUGAGGGGUUUUCCUUUCAAACUGCUAUUUUGUAUUGGGCUGCUUGUGUUUGGUCACAUUGGUAACCAGUGUGACAAAGAGGGAUGUGGUCCAUUGCAUCACAACCACAUUUUGAACAGGAUCCCUGUGGUAGAUUGCAAUGAUCAGUGGAGAUUUUUGAUUUUGGGUAACUGGAGUUGUUCCCACAUCUGUUACCAUUGACUCAUCUUUCUAACUGGAAUCUCAACUCUUUCACUGACUCUGAUAUUUAGUUCUGUCUGCUGGAACAGGCUACAGCUCGCAUCAGUACCUUGAAAUGCCACUGUUUUGCAAACUCGGUUGUUCAGUGAUUUGUAAUUAUAUGCUGGAGUUAAGGACAGGAGAGUCAUUAUCUUUUCUGGGCAACAGAGGGGAGGUUGACACGCUUGUGAACUGUACAGUAAUUUAAUACGAGAAGGAGGUAAAGCUGCUUUACAAGGGGUUCUGAGGGUAACAUUUACCCUCCCAAUAUCUGAGCAAGGCUGACUUUCUAACCUUGGCACAACAGCUAGAUCUGUAGAGAACACUGGUCAUUGUGCUCAUGGGGUAUACAGAUAAACUUUCCUGUAACACGCUAUAAGCUUCCUUUUUAAACAGAUUCUGGAAAAAAAAUGGGUGUUUGGAGGGGGUUGUAUUUUUAAGGAAAAUACCACAGCUUCAGGUUCCGUCUCCACUGAGCGCUGGGGGCAGCGAGCUUUGUGCUCUGACCUGCAGGGCUGUGAUCUAAUCACAACUGCUGUCUGCUGAAAUGAUCUCCAAAUCGGAGCCUGCUAAAGGCUUUCAGUUUUCAAUGAAGUGCACUUUAAAAAAAAAAAAAAAAAGAAAAGAAAAUGCUGUUCAAAUCAAAACAAGAUUUCCUAAUAUUAAGGCCAACUAAUAUAGGCUACAAUACGGAAGAAGGCUACUAAAUGCAAAGCUGUCAUGCACUACCUGUUUUAAAUAGAGUGUCCAGAGGACACCCCCCACUAAAAAUUCAGCCUUGAGGCUUACUUUGCAGAAUGUUUGGAAUGCUUAAAUUGGCUGUUGCGCUACAUACUUCAGAGAUUUCUCAUAUAGAGAUAUGUCUAUUAAUGAAGCAAACAGUAUAGUCUGGCACUGUGUGGUAUUACAGUCUCUCAGCAGCCUCUAUUUAAAUUUUCAUUAUUUCUCCAAAUGAAUAGGACGACAAUGAACAAGCUUACAUAAUGGGAAGACGAAGAUAUUACAUUAUUGCUUUAUAGUCAAUGCUUACUGUAUAGUAGCAUUCAUAGGUUAUAGCAACAUCCGUUCCCUUCAAUGCAUUCCAUAGGUAUUGACAUAAGUACUAAUCUCUGUGUAGUCCGUCAUGCCAGGAGUUAACUCUUGUUUUGUUAGUUAUUAAUGCAAAAUUAAAAACUUGGAGUUUCAGCAGACUGAAAGUUAACUGCACAUGCUGAAUGAUUUUUAAAGGGAUUUUUUCCCCAUCGUAUAUUUUGACAUUUACCUUUUUUUUUUUUAGCUCUUCUGAAGCUCAGAGUUCUGGAAUGUCUUUACUGGGAUGCUAUGCUCAUGUUAUCUAACAUUUGUCAAAUUUUCAUUUGAAUGAUAAUAGUAUUUUUACCUGUAGAAAGCUCUGUAAAUAGAUGUAACUUAGUUCAUUCCGUGCGAAUAAUCUGACAAAUCUACUUAGUAAUGGCUUCCUUUUUGUUUCCAAAUCUACUUUCUACAUGUUUCUAGUAUAUAUUUCAUUGAUCUAUAGACAUAAAGUAAUGAAACUGCUGUGAAGAACACUCUAUUAAAACAGCGUUGAUAUU
Messenger RNA from Mauremys mutica (yellowpond turtle), 6690 nucleotides. It is a transcript of the gene PPP1R9A, whose product is annotated as protein phosphatase 1 regulatory subunit 9A. Gene Ontology annotation, cellular component: dendrite; postsynaptic density; actin cytoskeleton. The coding region runs from base 509 to 4612 and encodes 1367 amino acids. Lineage: Eukaryota; Metazoa; Chordata; Testudines; Geoemydidae. Gene Ontology annotation, molecular function: actin filament binding. The record is from RefSeq and is a predicted model, not a curated record. The transcript has 23 exons. Gene Ontology annotation, biological process: calcium-mediated signaling; neuron projection development; actin filament organization.